Molecule: messenger RNA, 2010 nt
Organism: Alternaria alternata
Lineage: Eukaryota; Fungi; Ascomycota; Dothideomycetes; Pleosporales; Pleosporaceae
Product: TPT-domain-containing protein
Exons: 5
Coding region: 424-1629 (401 amino acids)
Cellular component (GO): endosome; trans-Golgi network; Golgi apparatus
Molecular function (GO): antiporter activity
Source: RefSeq, a predicted model, not a curated record
GGCAAAUCUUCAUCUUGCCUCAUAUCAGCUCUAGUACAUAGUUGGCCGUUGCCCAGUGAUAGCGCUCCUAAACCAGAACCCCCCCUGUGCGCCGGCUCUAGAAGGUCGUCAGGUUGAUUUCCGCUCCGCCCCUCCCUUCCCUAGCGCCUCGAGGUAUUAUUACCGUCACUUUUACAAGUGCUCCCAACACUUCUGUCGCUCUUUAUCUCCUCAUUGCCUCUUGCCUCGAGUGCACCAAGUCACCUCGACCGUGUUCGUGUUGCCUGUGCCACGCUUGUCCUUGGACGCGCAAGACAUCAUCAGUCAGCAGCGCUAGCCCACUACCACUGCUACUGCAACUGCAACCACGCUUUCUCCAGCGCCGCACCUCCUUUGACCUUCACCAACACCUCUACCGUCCCUCGUUAGCCACCACCCGCAGCCAUGUCAGACGAGAAGAUGAGAUCCUCUGUAGAGGCGUCGCGCGACACAGCCCUGCCUGUGCUCCCGACUGUCAACCCAGAGGCGCAGAAGCCCCAGCCCGAGGCGCCAUCUUUCCAUCCUGCAGUAUACAUUGCAACAUGGAUCACUCUCAGUUCCAGCACAAUCGUCUUCAACAAGUACAUCCUAGAUACAGCCAAGUUCCACUUUCCCAUUUUCCUGACAACAUGGCAUUUGGUAUUUGCGACCGUCAUGACCCAGAUCCUCGCCCGCUUCACCACCGUCCUCGACUCGAGGAAAAAGGUGCCCAUGACCGGACGCGUAUACCUGCGAGCCAUCGUUCCCAUCGGUAUCUUCUUCAGUAUGAGCUUGAUCUGCGGUAACCAGGCAUACCUCUACCUGAGUGUGGCCUUUAUCCAAAUGCUCAAGGCUACUAUGCCCGUCGCCGUCCUUCUCACCACCUGGGGUCUCGGAGUUGCGCCUGUCAACCUGAAGACGCUCGGAAAUGUGUCCUUCAUCGUUAUUGGUGUCGUCAUUGCCUCGAUGGGAGAGAUCCAAUUCGUCAUGAUCGGUUUCCUCUUCCAGUGCGCUGGUAUCGUUUUCGAGGCUGUCCGUCUGGUCAUGGUUCAGCGCCUGCUCAGCGGUGCCGAUUUCAAGAUGGACCCGCUCGUCUCCCUCUACUACUACGCCCCUGCUUGCGCUGUCAUCAACGGAUUCAUCUUGCUCUUCACCGAGCUUCCCCAGAUGACCAUGGCUGAUGUGGACCGUGUCGGUCUUAUGACUCUGCUGGCCAACGCAUCUGUUGCUUUCCUGCUCAACGUCUCGGUCGUUUUCUUGAUUGGCAAGACCUCCUCGCUCGUCCUUACCCUCUCCGGUGUACUCAAGGACAUUCUCCUCGUCUUUGCCUCCAUGUUCCUCUUCAAGGACCCCGUCACCCCUCUCCAGGCUUUCGGUUACGCUAUUGCGCUUGGUGGUCUUGUGUACUACAAGCUCGGCGGAGAGAAGUUGAAGGAGUACCUCGGCCAGGGCAGCAUGAAGUGGCAGGAGUUUGGCCACACCAGGCCCGUUCUCCGCAAGUUGAUGGUCUUCGCCGCUGUUGUCAUCGGCAUGUUCCUCGUUCUUGGCUCUCUCGGACCCCGUUACGCUCCCGACUCGACCAACCAGGUCUACAACGGUAUCGGCAAGCUCAUCGGCGACAAGGCUGUAUAAGAACUCGGCCUUCCACGACGAGUCGAUGCCAGUUUCUAGCCCAGAGCAUACGCACUCGCAGUACGCUCGGCUGCCCUUGAUUUCCUUCCCCCUUGUUGUUUUAUCUUUAGCUUGGAGCGGAUUUGGAGUGUACGGUGACCGGUGUUUAUACGCAUAGACGAGCAGGAACUUCUCAUGCUGACGGAGCCUUCUUUGAGACUUUUUGUGGUUCGGUACGCGACAGUGGUGUCUACCGCAUGUCAGGGAGCAAUGACAGGGAAUGAUUAAGUAACACGUUUUUGACACAUAGAUCUUGCAGGCAUUCACAGAAACUGCGAGCGAAAGUAAACACUUCUAGCUACAUAAUGGUAAUGCUUGCGAGCAGCCUCUUCAACUGUGUCU